AUGAGUUCUAGUGACCUCGGGUCUUCUGAUCAGGAGUCGGAUUCUCACAAGCCUCACACCCUUUCUCUCGAUAAUCAUUGUCUCGGCAUCGAUGAAGCACAACUACUUGUUCAGGGACAAAUUCAAGACGCCUACUUCAAUUAUUGCCAAGAAUGGGAUUCGUUCGUUGCCCUGCUCGGCUCCCUUCAUUCCAAACCUCGCCUCUAUCAUCUCAUCAUUGUUGCCAGUGAAGAGGACCUUCCAUCUCUCAGAAUAUUUCUCGAACUUCUUGAACCUGGAUUAGAGACACUUUGCCUGCUCGUGGAUUUCACCCACGGUGAAUUUUCGGAAUACCGAUAUCCAAUAAGUAAUGAACUGAUAUUGAAACAUUCUUCUACGCUUCGACACUUCGGCAUACUCGAGCGUACUGGCCCUAGUGCAGAUGAAGCGAGUAUUGUGAUCGGGGGAGAUGAUUUCUCUUUUAUCAAGCCGAUUCUUGAGGCCUGCAACCUGAAAGAAUUAUCCAUGCCAGUAGAUGUCGAGAUUCGUGACGGCGACGAUUGCAUAGUUGGGGGGGAUUUCGACGGCCUUCCGUUGGAUAAUCUUGAGACUUUGUACUUGGUGCCAGAAGUUUGGCCAUCCGUGGUAUGGUCCAUGGGAUGUGAUGGGAGGUGGCGAUACCCCAGAAUGGAAUUUGUAUUGGCAAACUUCUUGCGGAACGUAAUCGGGAUCAGACCGAAUAGACCAAACCUGAAAUAUAUCUGUCUUGGGGGCAAUGCUGAUCAUAACCCGGAUGAAUUCACAUACGGAAUUAAAUGGAGGAGGAACAGAUUGGUGGGAAGGAAAACGGUAUGGUAUCCAAUAUUGGAGGAGGUGAGCUUUGGAAAACUGAAUAAAAAGUUAUGGCCGGCGUUUUUCUCCGGGGAAGCUUAA
Molecule: messenger RNA, 912 nt
Organism: Orbilia oligospora ATCC 24927
Lineage: Eukaryota; Fungi; Ascomycota; Orbiliomycetes; Orbiliales; Orbiliaceae
Exons: 2
Coding region: 1-912 (303 amino acids)
Source: RefSeq, a predicted model, not a curated record